This is a messenger RNA of Owenia fusiformis, 2120 nucleotides long. NCBI's taxonomy places the organism in Eukaryota, Metazoa, Annelida, Polychaeta, Sabellida, Oweniidae. The record is from the annotation of a GenBank genome assembly.
GAAUAAAGUGACAUACAAGAUUGAAAUGAAAAACAAAUAAAAUGACAAAGGAAUGAACAACAAGGAAUUAAAUGACACAAGAAUAAAAUGACAAAGGAAUGAAAUGUGAUAUAUCGGAAACAUAGUCAAGGAUACAGCUUUAAUUCCGUUAAUAAUGGCCAGCUUUAGCACAGGAACAUUGAGUUGCGCUGCUACUCUAAUUAUAGGUUUUAUGUGUAUUGACACAGCGUGCUAUGCAUUUAAUUACCAACCCGAUAGAAAAAUCGGAAUAAAUAAAUAUCCUGAGGACAAUAGAAUACUGGGUAAUAUUGAGCGCAAUCGGCGAAGUAGUGAUGUCGGAGGUGAUGUAACUGUAUCUGACCAAUCCGGCCUAAAUAAGAAUAUUACCGUCAGUAGGGCCUGGUGGACUGUCCCUGCAAUUCCUGUGAAUUCUAUAGACCUCGUAGCUGCUAUCAUAUUGGGGAUCUUAGGUGGCCUGUUCCUCAUGGUGUGCUUCAUUUCUGCAGUUAAAGCUUGCAGGGAUCGCAAAGCUAUAAAGCUUCGUAUAGCUCUGAGAAGGGAGUUGAAGAAAAAUGCAAUCAAAGUGCUUCAUGAAUAUUCAUCACUUAAUAAUCAAGCAGAACGGAAUGGUAAAAUUGGCAGAAAUGUAAGGAACGGACAAGUAAACCAUGGGCUCGAUAUAACGGAUGAAACAACGCAAGUUGUUGAAGUCACAGUGCACAAAGAGUACACAGCGCAAAACACACCACAAAAAGGACAACCAAUGGAGGAAAGCACGGCAGAUAAGAGUCCAAGGUCCUUGAAAGAAUUAGCGAGGGAGAUAAGUAAAUCUGAAAUCGUGAUCCCAAAUGGUAAUGUGGUUCCUGAUGAUGAACAUGGUGACCAUAUUCCAGUUAUGAAUGGUAACCAUAAUACUGUUCACCAAAAUGGAAACCAUGUGAAUGGUAAUGGGGUUGUUUGCCAUGGAAAUGGAACGGCAACAAAAGGAAACAGUAUCCAUAGCAAUCCAAAACAUAAUAUAAACAAUACCCAUACAGAUUCUGAAUCAUGUAAUGGUCUUCCUUCCAGUCCCCUUGCCUCCGACUCUACCUCUACAUUUCCGCGUGUUAAGAAUGGCAUUGGACGUGGCCUCGGAUACAGACACUCAUACCAGGGUGCGGAGAUUACUCGAUUUCAUGAGAAGCAGGUCAUUAAUAAAUUUAAACAAUUCCGGAAAGUUAAAAGUGACAAUACUUUGAUAAAAGCAAAUGGAGUCAAGAAAGAACUUGGGAAAAGGCUUUCUGAUAAAAAUGCAAAUUCUAUUGAGGAGUCUGAUCAAAUACCGGAAGGGGCUUUUGAUGAUGUGACAAUUCAGUGAGUGAUGUCAUAAUUCAGUUAGUGAUGUCAUAAUUCAGUAAGUGGUGUCACUAUUCAGUGAUUUUCAUAUUAAUUGGAUUCCACCAAUAGAACCAGAAAACAAAGAAUCAAUUUUAUGCAGAGAAACUUUUAUUUAGAGCAGAGAUCAAAUCAAUGUACAUAUCAUCACAAAUUGUAGAGAUAUUCAAAUGUAUAUUGAGACCCCUUGAAUUCACAUUCAAACAAUGAUUAAGUAUGUGUUAGUGGGCAUCCUGAAAAUUGCAGUCAUUUAAAAAUUGAUUUUACAUUGUUAUAUCGAUGUUGAGUUAAAAGUUCAUGGUGUCAUAAUCAGUUUAGAGCUAGUUUUUAUUGAGCGGGAUACCUAAGAAGUACUCAAUAUAAUUACUAAUAAAUUAAUUUAAUAUUUUCAGUUUGUAAACAUUGUACAGCAUAAUGCAGCAUGGUUUGAUAUAUUGAUGUUUGCCCAAAAACUGAAACUGGACAUCUCAUAUUUUUGAUAUCUGUGAUUUAUGAAAUACCAGGUAGACGUUAGCCAAGUGGCCUAAUUUACACAAUACAAGGAAUUAAAAAAGUUUUAAUGAAUUUACCCAAUAAUGGCCUUUCUAAUGUACUAUUGUGGCACAAUUAGCAAUACAUUAAAAUUUGGUACAGUAAAAUCUGUUAUCUGAACACCUCUCUCUGACCCCUGUCAAAAUGAACCCCUUUUUCCAGUUUCCUUGCCCAGUUCCAGUGCAUUUGGAUAACGUAAGACAUGUUUACUAUAA